UUUGCCUGAGGAGUUAUAAAUUGCAGCAACCAAUAUCCUCCCUCAAAGUGCCUACCCAAACAAGAACCAGAUCCAUCUUCAUCUAGCUACCAUCCACAGCUGACUCUGCCAAAAACUUCACAGCCAUGGGAGAGGAACUGAUUCUUUUGGACUUCUGGAGCAGCCCUUUUACGACGAGGGUGAGAAUAGCCCUAAGAGAGAAAGGGGUGGAGUUCAAGUCCGUAGAAGAGGAUCUGCUCGGCACCAAGAGCCAGCUGCUGCUAGAAAUGAACCCUGUGCACAAGCAAGUACCCGUCCUCAUCCACAACGGGAAGCCCGUGUGUGAGUCAACCAUCAUCCUUCAGUACAUCGAUGAAGUCUGGAGAGAUAAAGCAACUCCGCUGAUGCCCUCCGAUCCAUAUGAGAGAGCCAACGCCAGGUUUUGGGCUGACUACAUUGACAGAAAGAUAUAUAGUACUGCAAAACUAGUCUGGACGAGCACAGGUGAAGUCCAAGAAACAGCAAAGAAAAAUAUUAUAGAGUGCUUCAAACUGUUGGAGUCAGAGCUUGGUGAGAAGCCUUUCUUUGGGGGAAACAGCUUUGGGUUGGUUGAUGUGAGCCUCAUACCAUUUUCAAGCCGGUUUUAUACCCUGGAGACGUGCGGCAACUUCAGUAUGUCUGAUGAGUGUCCGAAACUGGUUUCAUGGGCGAAGAGGUGCAUGGAGAGGGAGAGUGUGUCUAAGUCUCUGCCUGAUCCGUACAAGGUAUAUGACUUCGUCAUGGGCCUCAAGAAGCAGCACCUUCAAUCUCAGCAAAAGAGUUAGUUUGCAUUCUGUCAUGCUACUUGUACUAUGUUUGAGAGACCUUAUGGCCUUGGUGUUACUGCUACUACGUGUCUUGGCUCCCGCCCGCCGGUUAGCCUUUCCUACACACGCACACGCAUGCAUGGAAUUUUGGUUUGCGUGAAGUUUUUCCCACAAUUGCAUGUAACAAGUCACAAAUAUAAGCAAGACAACAUAAGAGUCUACCAUUGUUUCCCUGACAUUUCUACAAUAUUUAUUUCUCACAUGUAAUCGGUGGAUAGUUCAUAACUAAAUAUGUACUCUGGGUUAUUGUCUUAUAUAUAUAAUCCUGAUGUACUUAUGGUUUUGUUAUAUUAAAUAUAACAAAUACCUGUUCUCAUAAUGAAUCAUGUUGUUUGUCAAUUUUGA
Sesamum indicum (sesame) is the source of this 1190-nucleotide messenger RNA. RefSeq names its product putative glutathione S-transferase. Lineage: Eukaryota; Viridiplantae; Streptophyta; Magnoliopsida; Lamiales; Pedaliaceae. Gene Ontology annotation, biological process: glutathione metabolic process. Gene Ontology annotation, cellular component: cytoplasm. The record is from RefSeq and is a predicted model, not a curated record. Gene Ontology annotation, molecular function: glutathione transferase activity.